CAGAGUCUUCGAGCAGUCCUUCUUCCUGACUGUCAAGGCCUUUCAAAAGUUUCAAGAUGACGUGAUUUCACUGGCUCAGUUCGCUCCUCUUGCUUUGCAAGACACUUAGUCUCUUGCGAGAUUCUUUCAAAAAGAAAAUAAGGAAGGAAGAAUAAUAAAGCUUAAAGGGGAAAAGAAGUCACGCUUACUUCACUCCUGGUCUUCAGAGGGGUGGCAUCUCACCAGCGGAGAGCAAGAAAGUGGCAAAUAAUAUGGAAAGAUGGGCCCAGCUGUGGAUUCUGAGCUUGGUGGUUGUUGUCCCUGGAAAAGUUGCCCUGGAUUGGAACGUCACCCAGAUGGUCAGCGGGACCUGGAGAGCUCCCGCCAUUUUGCCCUGCGUGUAUGAACCCUCCUCUGACUUCAAGCAGCUCAAGGUGACUUGGAAGUUCUUCCAGCCAGGCGAAGCUCCUCGCACCAUCCUGCACCGCGAUGCCUCCGGGGACCACAUCUUCUUGGCUGCUUUCAGAGACCGCGUCAACAUUGCCAAGUACCCCCCCGGAGACGUGUCCCUCCACAUCAAGGAGCUUGAAAUGACCGACAUUGGUUCAUUCAUUUGCUUAGUGGACUUGGAAGCCCAAAACAGGAGCAGAGUCACCAGAGAAAAGACCGUGCAGCUCAAGGUGGUAAAAGUUCCAGCCUCCAAGCCGUCCAUUGAAGCAAGCCGCCGGGAAUCCGUCCUGCCCAGUGGGACCCGGCUGAGUCUGACCUGCUCAGCCAGCGGAUCUCUACCCAUCUACUACCGAUGGUACAAGGAAGGGCCUGGGGAGGAAGCCGAGGAGCUGCGCAGGGGCCCAGUCCUUGCCUUCGAGGGCCUGCAGCGGUCAGACUCCGCCAGAUACUUCUGCACGGCAGAAAACAGGCUUAACACGCGAAAGGAGCAGAGCGACUCCUUUCAGCUGACAGUGAAAGAUGCUUCUGAAGUCUCCACUGCAGGACCAGCUGCCGAGUCAGGGGGAACCUCAACAGGCAGAGUGGCGACUUCAUCCACAGCUUUUGGGGACUCUCCAGGACAGCAGAAGGAAAGUAAGAAGAAAGAAAGGCUGGAGGAGGUCCCUGGAGCUCCGAGUGCCCAGAAGACACCUCUGCCACUGUAUAUCAUCAUCCUGAUCGCUGUGCUCUCUGCAGGUUUUAUCCUUAUGGUCAUCUCUGUGGUUUUCUGCAGAAGGAGAACUAAGAGUGAUAAUCUUUAUCAAGUAACAUACAACAACAAUGCCCUCACCUUGGAGGGCAAUGAAGCCAUCCCAGCCAGUCCAGGAGUCAACAACACCUGCCUGUAUGAGGCACCAAAUUCUACUUUCGGCAACAACUACACUAUGGAGCCGACCAAAGCUGCCGAGUACGUGACAAUGGGUGAAAAGGUGGACAACGAAUAUGAGAUCCUGGUAAUUGACAAGCAGCUGGGGAGGUGAUGGGCAACCUGGAACAGGGAAGGCUGCAUCUUGCGCUCUCUCCGUCUCCAAGAGCCGAGUGUUGAAGGACGUUCCUCUUGGACCCUCCACGUAUCAACUUGCCUUCUCCCGCCCUCCUCAACCGGUGGCCCUCCUGUCCAGCCUCCCAAAGGGGCUUCUUUCAGCCCAGCAAUUCCCCCCAGUCAGCAGUAGCCCCUUAGACUUUUCUCCCUGCCCAGGAGCAGCCGAUGCUGGGACAAGCAGGGCUUGUCUAAAAUAAAAAAUAUUGACACUAAAAUGUGCGUGUAUUUGGUUUUCUUGUUUGCAGUUGUCUAGAAUACACUUUCUGCCCUCUUCCAUCUGAUCAAAAACACAUUUGUCCUA
Molecule: messenger RNA, 1811 nt
Organism: Pseudonaja textilis
Lineage: Eukaryota; Metazoa; Chordata; Lepidosauria; Squamata; Elapidae
Gene: VSIG4
Product: V-set and immunoglobulin domain containing 4
Biological process (GO): negative regulation of complement activation, alternative pathway; negative regulation of T cell proliferation; negative regulation of interleukin-2 production
Molecular function (GO): complement component C3b binding
Source: RefSeq, a predicted model, not a curated record